Penicillium antarcticum is the source of this 1272-nucleotide messenger RNA. Its product is annotated as FAD-dependent oxidoreductase. The record is from RefSeq and is a predicted model, not a curated record. NCBI's taxonomy places the organism in Eukaryota, Fungi, Ascomycota, Eurotiomycetes, Eurotiales, Aspergillaceae. Bases 1 to 1272 code for a protein of 423 amino acids. Gene Ontology annotation, molecular function: FAD binding. The transcript has 2 exons.
AUGGACCCUUCUCCCUCAAUUGCAAUUAUUGGCGCCGGACCAAGCGGUCUAGUCUUCGCACGACUCCUCGAAAUAAACGGCAUAACUGACUAUGUCGUCUUCGAACGUGACGAGUCCUCGACACCAGUUCCAGGUCAACAAGGUGGCACACUCGAUCUACAUUCCACCUCAGGCCAACUAGCCCUCAAACGGGCAGGCUUGUUCGACAAGUUCAGCAAAGAUCUUGCACGUUGGGAUGCAGCCUGCUUCCGUAUACUCAACUCAACUGGAGAUACAGUUGUCAACUUCACUGAGAUUGGGGACCGUCCUGAGAUCGAUCGUUUGCAGCUGCGUCAGUUGUUGCUUGACUCCAUUCCCGCCGAGAAAAUUCGAUGGGGGCAUGGUGUGAGCUCCAUCGAGAGAAAGGCAAACGGGGACACCGCCGGUAAUGCCGAAAUUUGUAUCAUUCACUUUAGGAAUGGGACUUCGUCCACUGGGUUCCGGCUUAUUGUUGGCGCUGAUGGUACUUGGAGCAAAGUUCGUCCUUUACUCACUUCCGCAAAGCCAGUAUACUCCGGAAAGAUGUAUAUUGAUUCUGCACUCUCCCACGACAACCCUAGCUACCCUCUGGCAACCGAACUCGUUGGCAAAGGAAACACGCUGGCACUAGGCGAGGAAAAGAUGAUCGCGGUACAGCAGCUUGGCGAUGCUAGCUAUCGAGUUUAUUUCGGACUUGUUGUGCCAGAAGACUUCUAUCCAAGGUCUUACUGCGCCGACUCCGACGCUAAUGCGAGGACUGAGUCUAUGCGGUCUCGCCUGCUUUCUUCCAACGAGCUGUUCGCAAACUACGCACCUCACCUCAAAGGCUUCAUUGAAAAUUCGGAAGGGCCCUUCCGUCCUUGGCCCCUCUACUACAUGGAGCCGGAGCAAGUCGGUUGGGAGCGAAAUGCUGGUGGCGGUGUAACAUUGCUUGGUGAUGCUGCGCAUGUAUCCACGCCUUUUGCCGGUGAAGGUGUCAAUUGUAGUAUGCUUGAUGCUGUCAUGUUAUUGGAUAGUAUCGUCGAGUAUUGUGGAAAGAGUGUAAGCCUCGCUCAUGUUGAGAGGUCAUCGUUGGAAACGGCCUUGGCUGCUUAUGAGAAGGACAUGUUUGUUCGUGGACAGAACCUUAUUCGAGAGAGUUCCGAGAAUGGCGAGAAGCUCUUUUCCAAGGAUGCCACGACGCGGUUAUUUGAAAUCUUUGGAGGAGACGACGGAAAGAAUGCUACUGGGGCUGCAGAUUAUCAGCAGAAGUGA